Messenger RNA from Nematolebias whitei (Rio pearlfish), 2391 nucleotides. RefSeq names its product cytoplasmic polyadenylation element binding protein 2 (gene cpeb2). Gene Ontology annotation, cellular component: neuron projection; nucleus; cytoplasm. Gene Ontology annotation, biological process: negative regulation of cytoplasmic translation. NCBI's taxonomy places the organism in Eukaryota, Metazoa, Chordata, Actinopteri, Cyprinodontiformes, Rivulidae. Gene Ontology annotation, molecular function: ribosome binding; mRNA regulatory element binding translation repressor activity; mRNA 3'-UTR binding. Bases 123 to 2216 code for a protein of 697 amino acids. The transcript has 9 exons. The record is from RefSeq and is a predicted model, not a curated record.
CAGCUGAAAAGCAGAAAUAUGAUUUGAAAUCGAGCCUAUGCAGUCGCCUCCUCGCUCUUUCUUCGCUUCGUCCUUCACAAACACCCCCUCUCUUCCAGUCAGCUGCUGCGCAUCGGCACAACAUGCAGGAUGAGCUUGUGGGGGUGACAGCCGCUCACACAUUCCCGUCAACCGAGGACGAGGACAGCAGCAGACCUGCCCCGCAGCCAGAGCAGAGCCGGCGGGGCGCCAUCACGAAGGAUUACAGCCGGAACACGAAGGAGCGGCAGUCCGUGUGUGACCUUGAGCCGGGCCGAGAACUGCAUCAGCUGUUGGGUGAGCGCGCAGAGGUGCCCCCACCCCAGGGACACCUCAGCCACCUGCAGCAGAGGCAGCUACAAGACGAACCCAGCGGCUCAGCUGAUGCUGCGUCGCCAUCGCCCUCCUCCGUCAAUCCACAUAAGCUUCUGAUGGACCCCCCCCUCGCCCACCACCUUAAUAACGGCAAUGGCAGCAACAGCAUGUUGGCUGGAGGUCUCGGAGCCGCGUUCCCGAACCUCCCCUCCCAGGAGAUGCACAGCGGUGGGGGCGGCUCGUCCUCUUCAUCGUCCGUCCCCGGCGGGUUCGGUACCCCCUGGUCUGUUCAGACCAGUUCCUCGCCCCCACCCGUGGCCAACUCCAUCAACCCCACCCACCAUAACGCCAUCAACCAGAUGCCCAGCGCGGAGUCCGAGAACAGCUUCUACACCGGGAUCCCUUCUAUCAGCCCGGCCUUCUUCCACAGCUUCUCGCCCCUGUCGGCGGCUAAUCCGUGCGCGGGGAUCAACGUGCAGGGUUUCAGCGGGCCAUUUUCUCCCCAGAUAAACGUCCCCCAGCAGCCGCAGAGCCGCAGGUCCCCGGUCAGUCCCCAGAUGCACCACCAGAACGGCGCCUUUCUGCAGCAGAGGAACAAUUACAACCAACAGCAGCCUAUGGUGAAACCAUCUCCAUGGAGUAGCCACCAGGGGAACGGCUGGGCCUCCGGUGGGAUGUCCUGGGGUCGGGACCACCGCAGAGGGGGCAACGUGGGGGUACCCGGCUCGGUCAGUCACAUCUCACCCUUGAAAAAGCCCUUUUCAAGCAACGUCAUUGCUCCGCCCAAGUUCCCCCGUUCCAGUGGCUCCCUGGGACCCAAAUCCUGGAUGGAAGAAAACAUGUUUCGCACUGACAGCAACUGCAACUCAGUGUUGCCCCUGCAGGACCGCUCCAGAAUGUAUGACAGUCUGAACAUGCACUCUUUGGAGAGCUCUCUGAUUGACAUCAUGCGAGUUGAGCAGGAUCCGAUGAAAGGCCGCUCCUCCCUCUUCCCUAUUGAUGACAAUCUCCUCGAUGACAGCCAUGGAAACCAGGGUGUCCCAGGAGUCCUUGGCUCCCUAAACUGUUACCCCCACCAAAACGGUGAGCACAUCGAGCGCUUCUCUCGUAAAGUGUUCGUUGGAGGUCUGCCCCCUGACAUAGAUGAAGAUGAAAUCACUUCAAGUUUCCGUCGCUUUGGUCACCUGGUAGUGGACUGGCCUCAUAAAGCAGAGAGCAAAUCCUACUUUCCACCUAAAGGAUAUGCCUUCCUGCUGUUCCAGGAGGAGAGCUCAGUACAGGCUCUGAUCGAGGCCUGCAUGGAGGAGGACGGGAAGCUCUACCUGUGUGUUUCCAGCCCCACCAUUAAGGACAAGCCUGUGCAAAUCAGACCUUGGAACCUGAGUGACAGUGACUUUGUGAUGGAUGGGUCUCAGCCUCUUGAUCCACGCAAGACCAUCUUUGUAGGAGGCGUUCCUCGUCCUUUGAGAGCAAUUGAGCUUGCCAUGAUUAUGGACCGCCUCUACGGUGGAGUGUGCUAUGCAGGAAUUGACACAGAUCCAGAGCUCAAGUACCCAAAGGGGGCUGGACGUGUGGCCUUCUCCAAUCAACAGAGUUACAUCGCAGCCAUCAGCGCAAGAUUUGUGCAGCUGCAGCAUGGUGACAUCGAUAAGAGAGUGGAAGUGAAGCCCUACGUCCUGGAUGACCAGCUGUGUGAUGAAUGUCAGGGUGCACGCUGCGGAGGGAAGUUUGCUCCUUUUUUUUGUGCUAAUGUCACAUGCCUUCAGUACUACUGCGAGUUCUGCUGGGCCAAUAUCCACUCUCGGGCAGGACGAGAGUUUCACAAGCCGCUGGUAAAAGAGGGCGCCGACCGUCCUCGCCAGAUCCACUUUCGCUGGAACUAAUGAUGCAGCUCCACAUCCACAAAGACCCAGUGAAUCAGGAAACUGAGCAUCACUCUAUCUCUCCUGCUUACCUAAGCUAUCAGUAUAAUCAAGAGCGUAACACUAUACAACAUAUACUAUAUAUAGCUAUAUAUGUUUUGUAGCAGCCGAACACCACAAGCCUCAGUUUUUCACC